This is a messenger RNA of Delphinapterus leucas (beluga whale), 885 nucleotides long. RefSeq names its product family with sequence similarity 170 member B (gene FAM170B). Gene Ontology annotation, cellular component: acrosomal vesicle. NCBI's taxonomy places the organism in Eukaryota, Metazoa, Chordata, Mammalia, Artiodactyla, Monodontidae. The record is from RefSeq and is a predicted model, not a curated record. Gene Ontology annotation, biological process: fertilization.
GGCGCUGGUGUCAUCAUGAAGCGUCACUUCACGGACCAUAGGGGAGGACAGUCACCAACGGACGGGACCAUCCUCAGCCUGGCCAGCCCAGGGUCCGUGGAGGAGAGUGUGGAAGUGCACUGGUCAUGGACCUCUAAGAGAGAGGAGCCGUCUCCGCGGCCCGGCCUGGCCGUUCCCCGCGAGGAGGACAUCUACUUCUCAGGCAAGGGUCGGGGCAUGCUGGGCUGGAGCAGCUCGCCAUCGUCCCGGCCCUCCUCCGAGUACCAGUCCUACUCCCAGUACCAGUCAUGCUCUUCCAGCACGUGUGGUGGCGAGGACACUGCCCGGCAAAGCAUGUGCGCCUUCUACACCCAUGUGAAGACGGUGCAGGGUGUGGCCGUGGCCUGGGAGACCGACUGUGGCUUUGAGCCGGUCAGUCGGCAGCCCCGCAUCCAUGAAGCAGAGUUCAUCAAGAGGCAGAGGCGGAAAGGCUCCUCCUUUGAGAUGGCUUCCAACACCGACCUGCGCUGGGAACUGGAAGAUGGCAAGAACAACACCUGCCCAGAGCCGGACGACACGGAGGUGCUGGUGCCCCUGGAGUGCUGCCUGCAGGAGCUGCGGGCCACCCCGGACUGGCUGGUCACCACCAACCACGGGCUGCGGUGUGUGGCCUGCUGCCGGGUCUUCCCCACGCUGGAGGUGCUGCUGGAGCACGCCCAGUAUGGCAUCCAAGAGGGCUUCAGCUGCCAGAUCUUUUACGAGGAGUUGCUGGAGAGAAGGUGGGCCCGGGGCCAAGUGCAGGAGCAAGAGCCAGAGGAGGAGGGACAGAGCGCUUCGGACAGUAGUGAAAGUCCAAGACCCCAUGUCAAGUUGCUUCCGCCACAGUCACGGUCAGAGAAGCAAUGA